Messenger RNA from Bombina bombina (fire-bellied toad), 9097 nucleotides. Its product is annotated as xin actin-binding repeat-containing protein 1-like. Gene Ontology annotation, cellular component: stress fiber; focal adhesion. Gene Ontology annotation, molecular function: actin filament binding. Lineage: Eukaryota; Metazoa; Chordata; Amphibia; Anura; Bombinatoridae. Gene Ontology annotation, biological process: actin cytoskeleton organization; actin filament organization. Bases 274 to 7209 code for a protein of 2311 amino acids. The transcript is spliced from 4 exons. The record is from RefSeq and is a predicted model, not a curated record.
CCUCAGACAACAAAUAAGAUCCAGACCUGAGGGAAACAGGUCUCCUCCAAAGGAUACAACAUCUCUUUAGCUGAACAAGUUUUACUGAUUCUGGGAUUUCCUGCCAGCUUUGUCCUGGGACUGCAUUUUUCAUAUGAGAAGACGCUCAUUCACAUACCAGAGAAGAGACAUCAGAAGGAAAUUUCCACAAAGACAGAAUAGAUCAACUACUUUAGUGUGGUGAGGAUCGGAACUAUUUCUUCUUGUGACAGCUGCUUCAGAAAGCACAAACCAAUGGCAGCCAACUUGAUCAGCUCAUCUAACCAUACUGAAAACAAGGCAGAAGAUCUUCCUCUCCCACCACCUCCACCACUGGAUUCAGGCCAUACCCUGUCUGUGUCAUCUAGAGAACAAGAAAAAUGCAGUAUGCCUUUACCACCUCCUAAAGAGUCAUUUGCUAAGUUUUAUGAGCAACGUCAAGCAAAUGAAGUAAAAAGGCUUUAUCGACACAUGCAUCCAGAAUUAAGAAAACAUUUAGAGCAAGCUGUGAGCCAUGAUCUCUCUGAACUGAUAAGUACAGACGAGCCAAAUCAACAAUCAUCCAUUAAUCUGGAUGCAGUUUUACCAGGUGAUGUGCAGUCCAUGCGUUGGAUCUUUGAAAAUUGGACUCUAGAUUCAAUUGGAGAGCAUAAGGGUACUACAAAACUAGCAGAUGAAGAGGGUGUGAUUGGUGGUAAUGUAAAAAAUACAUCACUCAAAUUUAAAGGUCAACCAGAAAAGGGUGGUGCACUGUUUACCUCUGAAAGUGAUAGAGAAAAUACAAAAGGAGAUGUAAAAACAGCCUUGUGGUUAUUUGAAACACAACCUCUUGAUUCAUUAAAUAAAAUAUAUACCAGUGACACAGAUGUUCAGGAAGCAGUUUUGAAAGAGCCAGUUGAAAGAGGAGAUGUGAAAGGCACAAAAUUUCUCUUUGAAACCCAUUCCUUAAGUGAAGUAGGUCGAUGCAACUCUGUUGAAGAACAGAGUAUUCUACAGCUGAAAUCUGAAAUACAGGAACUAAAAGGAGAUGUGAAGAAAACUGUGAAACUGUUUCAGACAGAACCUUUAUGUGCCAUUAGAGACAAGACUGGAAAUAUUCAUGAAAUUAAAUCUGUCUGCAGAGAAGAUACUCAAAUCAACAAUGUGAACACAACAAGAUGGUUAUUUGAAACUCAACCCUUGGAUACUUUUCACAAGGAUUCCACUAACAUUCAUAUUAUUCGAGGUAUUUCACUGGAAGAGCUAGAAAAAGGAGGGGUAAAUGCAAAAAAGUGGGUAUUUGAAACACAGCCACUGGACACUAUUAAAGAAUUUGUAGAUGAGGGAGUUUUCCAGGCAUCAUCUGAUAACAUCCAAGGAGCAGAUGUAAGUAAACAGCGCAAUCUCUUUGAAAUCCAACCGUGUAGCUCAAUAAAUGAAGACUGUGCUGGUAAAAUGGUUGCCAAAGAAGAAGUACUUGCAGGCGAUGUAAAGUCCUCCUUGUGGCUGUUUGAAACUCAACCAAUGGAAACACUUAAGGGCAAUUUUGAAGUUGGACAGCUACAAAGAUUUGAGCUGCCAAAUCAAGAAAAAGGAGACGUAAAACAAAAAAAACAAGUCUUUGAAACCUGUUCCCUUGACAGCAUUUCCAAAACAGAAGAGGAAUCAGUAAAAGAUAACAGCAAGAAAGAUAUUGUUAAAGGAGAUGUGAAAUCUUUUAAGAACCUGUUUGAAACACUUCCUCUGGACAGCAUUAAAAAUACUAGUAGUGUUUCUGUUUGUAACCAGGAAGAAAUGCAGGUGGGCAAUGUAAAAGCAAAUCAACUUCUGUUUGAAACUACUCCUCUUUAUGCUAUUGAGGAUAGCUUGGGCAAUUUUCAUGAAGUUACAUCUGUCAGUCGAGAACAAAUAAUAAGUGGUGAUGUGAAAAAUUACAAAUGGAUGUUUGAAACAAAACCACUAGAUCAAUUUAAUGGAAGUACCCAGAAGGUAGAUAUUAUCAAAGGUAUAACAAAACAAGAAAUGAUGUCUGGAGAUGUGAGAACUGCAAAAUGGCUCUUUGAAACUCAACCAGUUGAUGUUAUUCAUGAGGAAAAAAAUAAAACUGAAAAACAUUCCUCAGUACAGAAGGAAAACUCGCAAAAAGGUGAUGUCAAGAAAUAUCGGUGGUUGUUUGAAACACAACCUGUUGAUGCUUUGUAUGAUAAAUCAGAGAAAAAUCAAGAAAAAGAAAAACUACCUCAGGGAGAUGUUAAGUCCACUACAUGGAUGUUUGAAACACAACCAUUAGAUUCCUUGAGAGACACUGAGGAACAAUACAUCAAAAUUAGUACAGUAUCACAAGACAGUUUUAAAGGAGUUGAUGUAAAAACUACCAAACAUCUGUUUGAAACAGAACCCUUAGAAAACAUUUCAUCUACGGUUCAAUCUAAAAAUAUUAUCAGAUACUCAAGCAGAGUAGAGAUUCAAUCAGGUGAAGUUUCCAGAGUAAAGGAAAUCUUUGAAACCAAACCAAAAGAAGGAACGAGUUUGAAAACAACAGACAUACGCAAGGAAGAAAGUAUCCAAAGUGGUUGUGUAAACAAAUUUACAUGGCUUUUUGAAAACUGUCCAAUAGAUUCUAUGGCAAACAAAAAUGAUGGGUUUCUGGAAAUUCCACCAGAGAAGGAUGUCAGAAGUGGGGAUGUUGGAGGGAAAAAAUUCAUUUUUGAAACAUAUUCUUUAGACCAGAUUCAACGAGAAGUUGAUGAAACGGAAAUCAAGAAAGUACAGGAAGAUAUCAGCAGAGGAGAUGUCAAGUCAUGUACUAUGCUGUUUGAAAGCAAGCCAUUAUAUGCUAUACAAGACAAAGGUGGUGAAUAUCAUGAAGUCACAUCUGUAAAGAAAGAGGAAAUUAUGAAAGGUGAUGUCAGAGGGGCAAAAUGGUUGUUUGAAACUAAACCUCUUGAUAGAAUUAAUAAAGAUGAGGAGGUUUUUGUCAUCAGAGCUGUGACGCAAGAAGAUUUUGAGAAGGGCUGUGUAAGGUCUGCUCGAUGGAGGUUUGAAACAGAACCACUUGAUUCUAUCUCUGGAAAUGGAAAGGAAUGCAGGACAACAGUUGAUGAUGUGCAAAAGGGAGAUGUGCAGUUGAACAAACAAUUAUUUGAAUCACAACAGAUAAAUCAGAAGAAAUAUGUCAGACUGGUAAGUGUCAGUGAUGUCCAGAAAGGAAAUGUUAGAACAUCUACUUGGCUCUUUGAAAAUCAGCCUAUUGACUGUUUGAAAGGAGAUUCUGAAGAACACUGUGGCAUUGUAACUGUGCAGCGUGAAGACAGCCAAAAGGGUGAUGUUAAGAGGUGUACCUGGUUAUUUGAGUCUCAGCCACUAGAUAGUCUCAAAGAUACUGAUACUUCCUUAACUCCCCAGGUUAAUGAAGUGCUUCCAAAACAUAAUGUAAAAAGCACAACAUGGCUUUUUGAAAGUACUCCUCUAGACGAAUUCAAUUCUGGCAGAACAAUUGGUGAAGAAGAUAAAGAAAUACAUAUAAAAGAUACCCUGACAGCCUUUUAUUCUUCCCAAAUAAUUCAACACAAAGGAAUUAUUAUUGAAGGUGUUAAUGAAGGAAAUGUUAAAAUGGCAAAAUACCAAUUAAGCAAACCAGCUACAACAGAAAUUCUAAAGGAAGAGAUAGUGGGAGGCAACUUGCAAAGAAUAUUGUUGCAAUUACUUCACAGAGCGGAUAUUGAACCCCACGGGGAUCUGGUAGUGGAGAACAGCAUGGGAGAGCUCCACAUUACUAAGCUCCAGCUGUUAAAUCAAAGUGAUUCAGGAGUACAAGAAGAAGCUAAAGUAAAGGAUAAUGUAACUAAAGCUCUUCAAUUUCUCCUCAACAAAGAUUUGUCAUUGAAGACUGGCAUUAUAAUGGAAGAAUCUGAAACAGCCUCAGUUAAAAUUAUAAUCUAUUGUGUUUCAACACAUUUUGUAUUUCAUGUUGGUGAAGAGGACAAUGUAAAAGGAGAUGUAAAGUCAACCAUUGGAACCCUCAUUGCCUGUAGCCAAGAACCUAAUACAAAAGCUUCUGUUAUACGAGAGCAAAAUGAAAAAGGAAACGUACAGUUAUACAAAAGUUGCAUUGAAAAAGGAAAUCUAGAGUACUUAAGAAAUCUUCAGUCAGAUUCUGAAAUAGAAAACCUUAUCCUUUCUCAGAGUCAAGGUAUUGAACAGAUACAUCAGGAUACAAACAUGCCAACUGAAAUAAUAACAAAAACUCCAGUCAUCCAAAACACAAGCAAUCUCAAAAAAGAAUCAGUACAAGUAUUAUACAGCCCUCCUCUACACUCCAUUGUCUACCUUGCCGAUAAAUCCACACAACAACUUGAAAAAUCUCAAAAAGAAUACAAAACAGAAGAAAACAACACCACACAAUUUCCAAGCCAAUCAAACCAACAAGUCAUAGCUAAUGAAGAAUCAAAUAGAUCUGUCCCCCAAAAACCAUGGUUGGUUGAGGGAAAUACCCAAGAAAAGGAGUUUGACAGUAGGAGUGACCUUCAGUCUGCACUUCUUAAUCUUAGACAAGCCACAGAGGAAGCUAAGAACAUUCAACAUCAAGUUCAAUGCAAGUUGCAAAAGACUACAAAAGAAAUUCAAGUCAGCAGUCCAACGGCAAAUGUUCAACCAUCUAUAACAAAUCAAGAAUGUGCCUCAAAGCAAACAACAACAAGUUCAAUGUGUGCAGUUCAACAAACACAGAAGUCUCAUUCAAGUCUUCAGAAGUCCACAGCAUCAAUAAAAAAGGUCAGUGCUCAUGAGAAGGAAUUUCAGGUACAGCAAUUAUUUAAAUCUGGACAGGAAAGAGAAAUGGUACCUAGUACAGAAGAUAGUAUUAAAAAUGUUAUUAAUCUUCCUGAGCAUCCCAAAAAAUAUUUAAAUCCUUUUAUUGAUUCUGAUUAUAAUAUGCAAUCAGUGCAAGAAGAAAGAGAGAAUGAUAUUGUAAGAGGGGAUGUAAAGGCAGCUAUUAGAGCAUUGCAGAGUUCUUCAUUAGAACAAAAAGAGCUAGAAAAAGAGGAAGUUAUUAAAGGUAACCUAGCAUCUGCCUUGCAAUCCUUGGAAAAGUCUAAUGUUAAUAUUUCAAAAGGGGACUUUAAAGCAGCUAUGAUAUACAAAAAUGCAGGGAAGUCAUACUCAGGGUAUAAAACAAACAAUGAUGCUCAGCAGAUUAGCAAUCAGGAUACAGUGGAGACCAUACAACAAUCUGAUAACAACUUUCCUGUUCCUUCAGCUACUGUGAUGGGAAAAGAAAGUCCACAACCUUUGAAGGCAAACAUUGUAGAAGAAAGAAAGGACAAAUCUACAACCAUGAAAAAUUCUGUCAAAAAAAAUACAGAGUCUGUUCCAAGUAAGACAAGUGAAAAUACAUUAGAUGAGAAUGGAAAUGGCUUAUCCACAUCCCAAACUUUAAUGCCACAAAGAAUAAAGCCAGUACCACCUCCCAAACCAAAGCACCUACUUGCAUAUAGCCAACCAGCUACACAUCAUAGCACAAAAUCUCAGCUGAAAGCAGCCUCAUUGCAUAAUAAGCCUACAACUUCAAAUACCAAAAGUGAAAUACUCCUUUACAGGUCCCAUGAGGAGCAAAAACAAAUAUUUCCAUCAGAAACCCAAAGCUGCCCAUGCCCAGAGGAACAUAAAGUAAUUGUUUCUAAUCCAAAAAUGCUGCAAAAAAAAGAUAAUAAUUUAACACCCUGUGAGAUAUUUGUUCAGACAGAAGAAGUGGAACAUGUACCUAUUUUAGAAAAUAAAGUGUUGGUUAAAGAUGAAAAGUGUGACAAAACAAUGAGCCAGACUUGGGAAGGUUGUGAAAAUGUAAAACGCAGAAAGGGUGUUACUGUUGUAGAAUCCAAAGACUAUCAAGGUGUGGUAAUGAGGGUAAAACGAAAAAAGGAAACAGAAGAUGAGAAACGCAAAAGAUUAUCUGUCCACAAGGACGAGAUAAUGAAAGGAAAUGUGAAGGCAGCAAUGGAUAUUUAUGAAAACUUGAGAAAACAAGAUGAGCUACAAAAGAUUCUCAACAAAGUAAAAGAGCUAGAAGAGGAUACAUCUAAUGUGGAUGUGAGCUCCAUGAAAAAUAUAUUUGAAAAUGUCCAGGACUGGGUAGAUAUUAGCCAAGAUGGUGUAAGUCAUCAACUUAGAGAAAAGGAGGUUCAGAAAGAUGAAAACCUUGAGGUGAUAAAGGAUGAUACAGAAAGUAUUUCUUCUAUGGAACUUGCUUAUGAGGAUCUUGAAAAGGCUAGUGCAGAAAUCAAACAUUUGAAAGAACAAACUUUGUCAAAACUUUUAGACAUUGAAGAAACAAUUAAAAAGGCUCUUUAUUCAGUUUCCAAUUUAAAAUCAGAAUCUGAUAUUGUUGGACUCUCAGGUCUUUUCCGUGAGUCCCUUGGAACUUCAACAAAUGUGACUCCAACAAAUAAUAUCAGAAAAAUAAGCAUAGUGUCUAGCAAAGCAAAACCAGACAAACCAACAGAACUUUCCCUCCAAAAAGCUGUAGAAGCUACAAAUCAUCAAGAAAUAACUGAAAGUAAAAAGAAUGAACUAGAUGUUACCAGUGUUUCAAACAGAUCAAUGUCCCCUGCAUCCCCAUCAUUUAUUACCAUAGAGUCUGCAGUCAGGAAACCCUCCCAACAGAAUGGGGGAUGUUUACCUGCAGCUUACACUCCAAAAGAUCCUCAAGAUAUACCUAGUUUACAUGGGCAAAAUAUUGGUGAAAAGGAACAGGUACAAAAAGGAUCAAGUUCCAACUGCACAUAUGAGCCUGACCAGUUUAAUAAAUGCAGCAAUAUUAAAGCUAAUGUCAACUGCUCUCAUAAUUCUCAUCUAAACCUUUCCUCACCCUCAAGCCCACUAAACUCUCGCAGACAAAAAAGUGUCUUAGAGUUGAAGACUGGAACUGAAAGUCCAAAAUUAAUUGGGACAACAAUAGUGACUGAAAAGUAUGAAGAAUCUGACCAGUUUGGUAACAAAAUCUCUCGAUCAAAAACAUCAACGACAGUUACAAAGCAAUCAGACACUCAGAGUCCAUCAAAAUAUGAGUUUGUAUCCACUCCACCCCGAUAUGAAGUAACAGCCUCUCCUCUACUUAGAAGACGUGCAAUUGCAUCCAUAGAAAAUUCUGGUGAAGCAAGCAAUACUGGUGUAGUGUUUGUUACAUUUGGCAAUUCAAAUUCAAAAAAGAAAUAAUGUAUUGUUAGAGUCCUUCAUUGUCUAUUUAUAUAUUUAUUUUAGAAUUAUCAGGCAACAUAAGUUUUUGUAUUUGUAUACACAAUUUUAUAUUUUUUUUAUGGAACAACAAUAUUUUGACAGGGCAUUAUAGACUGACAGUGGUUUAAUGUAUUUACUUAUCAGAAGUAUAUUUUUGCUUUCCAAAAAUGUACCCAGUCAUUUUAUGUACAGCAACCAUCAUACUGUACUCAAACUAGCUUUUGCCAUGGUGUAGCAAUAUAUUAUUUAAUAAACAAACUUCAUGAAAUAAAAAGGUUUUUGUUUAAGAAUUAAGCACAUUCUUAUGCUCUUUAAUAUUUAGGGGGAGAUUCUUCAAAGCUCACUGCUAAGGUAAGAAUAUCUCAAAAUAUGUCAGUACUAAAAGGUCUCCUGCAGAGUUCUAGAAAGAUCAAUUUUACUUGGACAAUUUUAUUUGUUAAUAAAGGACAUUUUAGAUUGUGUUUUGUGCUUUGUAUUUAGUGUUUUUAGACUUUGUAGAUUUUUUGCUGAUUUGUAUUAAGCAUUGUAUUUAGGGUUAAACUUGUGACUGUAUAGACUAUGAUCAUAAUUUUCAAAACAUAUACAGAAAAAUAGAAAAAAAUAUUAUUAAUUGAAUAAUCACAAUCCUAAACACACUGCUAUAAACACAGAACAAAGUAUAAAGUCUAAAUUGAUUACAAAGUCUUCAAAGCAUUAUAGGAUUAAAUAUAAAGUAUGAAAUACAAUGAGUAAAAAUCAUGAUAGUACUUUUUAUUUUUACUAGUUAUAAUUGCUCUUGUAGUGUCAGAGAGUACUGAAAAGGGACUUCUUUGGACUUGUUACAAUCUCUGAGCAUAUACUAAUUUUACCCAUGCAGGUGUAACUGACUAUAUGAGGGUGAGAUUAUUAAAUAUCUGAAAUACUAUACCUUAAAACUGAGAGAAGGUAUAAUAUAUACAAAACUAGAAGAAAAUACAAGUUACACUGCACUCAAAUUGUUUCAUUUUUAUUUGCUUCAAAUGUAGAUUUAUUAUCUACAUAGGUGUUCACUUGUUAACUUAGCACUCCCCUGCUAGGUUCUGCACAUUAAUUUGUAAGGGAAAAAAAGUUACAGCGUUUUCCAAAGUUCAAUGUUUUUUCUUUAAGAAAUCAGUGAGCUCUGCCUCUGUCAGGUCUUCAAAAUUAGAGAUUUUGAGAAUUAAACCCAAGGUGACAAGUUGGCACAUUGAAAUCAACUGUUUUAUUCUUUGUUUUGUUCUUUAUUUUAUCUAAGAGGGGGAAUUAGAAAAUGUAUUUGAGCUAUUCUUGCUUACAAAAAUCAUGUACAUGUCCUCAAUAAACCAAACUUUUCUUUUCACACUUGCAAAUAAUUUUUUUCCCUAGAUGAAAUUCAGACGUUUGAAUAUUAGCAAAAAUAUUAUAGCUUGCACAUCAUAAAUAAAAGUAGAAUAUUCUAAUAUAAAUCUGACAUCAUGUAUUUAGCAUAAACGACACUUGCAUAUAUAUGCAUAUAUUCAACCAGAUGUAUUUAACCUCUUAAGGACAUAUGACGGAAUUUUUCCAUCAUAAAACAAUUGAGCAAACUGAAAGCUGUGUCCUUAAAGGGUUAAACAGCAUUUAAAACAUGACUCUUUAUAUGAUCUAUGUUUUAGUUCCAUGAUGAUGAUCCUUUUUUAACAUAAAUAUAUGUUAGAUAAUUUAAAUAUUUCAAAUAUUAAUUUAUUGUUCCUCAAAGGUGAUUUUUAUCCACUUUAGUUGUAUCCACUAAUUUGUUGCAUUUAAUAUUGUCAGUUUCUUUGUAAUUUUGGCGGAUCUUUUAUCAUAAAAACUGUUUUGUAUCUUCAAAAAAAUGUUAUUGAUUAAAAUUAAAGAAACGUAUUUCCAUUAA